Haliotis rubra (blacklip abalone) is the source of this 2335-nucleotide messenger RNA. RefSeq lists its product as uncharacterized. The transcript has a single exon. The coding region runs from base 205 to 1236 and encodes 343 amino acids. The record is from RefSeq and is a predicted model, not a curated record. Lineage: Eukaryota; Metazoa; Mollusca; Gastropoda; Lepetellida; Haliotidae.
GAGAGUAAAACAUCAUAUCAAAACAAUUUGUGUUGUAAAGCUUAUGAGUGUGUAAAUGAGUGUGUUUUUAAGUAAAACAUUGAGAUUUGUGUUGGUUGGUAUCAUGUAUGUGACAACUUUUAUGUUGCAGGGAUAUCUCCACUUGAUUACCUGAAUCUGACCGCAACAAUAGUCAACUUUCGAGCCCAGGUUGAACAGCAGCAAAUGAUGAUUGAUGCUUUGCAGAAAUCAAUCACCCUUAAGGAUGAAGAAAUAAAGAAACUUAAAGGAGAAGUUAGCAAAGGACAGAAAUUUGGGGUAGAGACAGUCAAGGGGAAAGCUGGAAAAUUAAAAAACCUUUUUAGAUAUUACACUGGCAUAACAUACAUCCGUUUUUUGGCACUCUUACAGUUUUUAGUACCAGGAGAUGGGAGCUUUUCCAUGACCUAUGAAAAGGGACGUUGUGAUAUUCGUACUUUAUCAGCUGAGAACUGUUUGUUUUUGACACUUUGUCGUUUACGGCACAAUUUUGGGCUCAAAGAUAUAGCUGUGAGAUUUCAUUUGACAUUACAGUCGAGUGGUGCAGUAUUUAAUGCCUGGGUAGAACACAUGUACUUGAAACUAGGACAGUUAUCAUUAUGGCCACACAGAGAUACCAUCAUUUCAAACAUGCCAAGAGGAUUCAAAAGAGACUUUCCAAAUUCUGUUAUUAUUAUUGAUGGUACUGAGUUAAGAACUCAAACUCCAUGUGCUCUUGGACUUCAGAGUCAGCUGUACAGUGACUAUAAAUCAAGUACUACCUUGAAAUGUCUUGUUGGGUGUGAUCCAAAUGGCUCUCUAACAUUUGUCUCAGAACUUUUCACUGGUUCAAUCUCAGAUAAGGCAUUAACAGAACAGUCUGGUUUUUAUGAUGUGCUAAAGGUGCUCCUUACUCAUGGUUACAUCAAAGAAGGAGAUGCAGUUAUGGCUGAUAAGGGCUUUACAAUAGAGGACGAGCUUUCAGAAUUAGGUUUAGAGUUAAACAUUCCACCUUUUGUUUCUUCAGAAACCCAAAUGACUUCUGCUGAAACUCUUGCCACUGAGAAAAUUGCAGCACACCGUAUCCAUAUAGAACGCCUCAUAGCUAAGAUUAAGAAAUUCAAGAUUGUAGCACACAGAAUACCAACUUCAUUAUUUGGAAGAAUUAAUCAGAUUUGGACUGUUUGUGCUUGUAUGACUUUGUUCCAAAAUAUUUUUGUCACUGAUAAACAUGAAUAAGCACUACAAAUUUAACUAUGAAUCUCCAUUAUAUCAGCAUAUACUGAUUCACUCAAAUGUUCUUAUGAAUCAAUGAAAAAUGUAUCUUAUUUUCAGAGUUAGCUAAGGCUCUCUAUUACUUCUACCAAUAACUAUCCAAACUGUGGUACAUGUAUCUGUGUAUCAGGACUUAUGAAUCAACUUAACUUUUCAGCACUUGUAAGUAAUGAAACUUGAUUCAUAUCGCAGAAGGACCCUAGCUCACUCUUUAGAGGGCAUGCAGUAAAGAUAUAAUCUUACACUUUGAAGGUUCCAUUGUAAACCCAUAUGAUGUGGGGUACCCUCUGUUUGUCAUCACUAUUUGCUCUACCAGUGUAUUUGAGGCCCUCAGUGCUGUAGUUUAUAGUGAAUGUUGGCAUAAAUUUUAUGUGCCAGACUUUGAUGUUCUGGUUGAAACUUACUGAAAAUAUAAAAGGUUAUAUUCGUAAUAUGCAAUAUGCUUCAGUUUUGUGACAAUUACAGUUGCAACAUCAAUGUUCUUUCAGUAUGUUAUAUGUUGAUUGAGUUUUGGGACUGAGGCAUAAUCCCAGUAUGAUGAAAUUCAAACAUUUGUUAUCCAAGAAAAUUAUGUAUAAAAUUAUUUACGUACAUAUAUAGCCAUUGGCUUAGGGCAUUGCAUUUUCCUUGCACCCAACUGUGUCAAUUUCUCUGCAGUUGUAAUGUACACUGGCCUGUGGCAAUCACACAUACGAAAUAAUCUCUGCACUACAAAUUAAUGUAUGGCAAUAUGUUCCAUAUUACAUGGAAACUGAGCAGUUAUUUAUGAAACUUAUGAUUGAAAUUGUCAGAUAUUAUGUAUAUUAUCAGGGAUUUACAAGACGCAAAUUCCUGUGUCCUAUACGCAUAAAAAUUAACAAAGGACACAACAAAAUUUAGUAGCGCAUUCACAGGGACACAGAAAAAGUGCAAAUACUUUUUGUAAAAAUUCCAAUCAAAUAACAAUAAGUUAUGACUGAGUUUGUAACUAGCUGGGUUAUGGUAUCAUUUGCAAUUUAAUUACUGUAACAAUGUGAUGAUCAUGAUACACAAUACAAUAACAGUAUUAAUAAUAAUAUUUAAG